ACACAACAAAAAUUUAAGUUUACAAAGCAUACAAUGUAUUUUUUAGCUCUAAUAUUACUUCAAAUAAAGUUUCUAACAGGUACUUGGCUCAUAAGUCAAAAAAAUUUAGCACCUGGGUUUGCGGGGACUGAUGGGUGGAAUAUUGCAGGAUAUGAUCCUUCUCUUUGUCCAAAUGGUAGAAGCAUCUGUGCAGGAACAAUAAUUUUAGGAGGCUAUGGGUGCUUUGGUGUUGGAGCUACAGCUACUUAAACAUUCUUAAUUGCUCAUCAUUGGCAAGUUAAAGUUGAUAUAAAAUUUUGGAUGAUCGAUUCGUGGGAUUGGGAAUAUCUCGUAGUUGAUUUAGGAGAUCUUCAUACUUCGCAAUAGAGGUAGUUAUCAUCAGGUACUUAAAUAUGUGGAGCUUCUUGGAAUGAUGAAAUAAGAGAUGUGAGCGUUACUAAAUAGAAUCACUAUGAAAGAAAUAUUUAAGUAGUAUUUAGCUCUACACUUGAUUAAGAUCCUACAGAUGAAAGUUGGGGAAUAACUGAUUUUACUAUUUCUGUUGAGCCUUGCAAUCCUACUUGUAAUCGCUGUUAAGGGCAAGAUGCUUUCUUAUGUAUUGAUUGCUGGCCUAAUGCUCAAUUUAUAGCAUACCAGAAUGGAUUAGGAUUUUGUUAAUGCAUAGAUGGAUUUUAUACUGUUUCUAAAAAUGUUCCGUGCUUAGAUCCUAUUUGUUCUCAAUGCCUUCCUUGUAAUGGUACUUGUGAAAGUUGCUCUGCUGGAGAUUAAUAUUCUUGUAUAAAAUGUAAACCUAAUUUAUACAAAUAAUACUAUGGGGCAUAUGAAGUAAAUAAUAAUUUUAGUGAUCCUAGAUAUUAGAAAACAUUAUGCUAAAGCGAUUGUUUUGCUUAAAAUUACUUCAAAGAUACAGUAUCUAGAUAGUGUUUGAAAUGUUUUUCUACAUGUUAAACAUGUAAUGGCUAAUUGGAAUAUGAUUGUACUUCAUGUAUAAAUGGCCUUUACUUGGAUGGUGCUACCACUGGGCAAUGUGUAUCUAAUUGUAGUACUUCAUAUUAUAAAGAUGAUACAGAUAAAAAGUGUAAAAAAUGUGAUUCUAACUGCCUACAAUGUUUGGAUAAUUAACCAACCUUUUGUUCUAAAUGUGUAAAUGGAAGUUUUUUGACAAUAAAUACUGGUAAGUGUGUGGCAGAUUGUGGAAUUGGUUAAUGGGGAAGAAGUAAUGAUUGGUCUUGUUAACUUUGUGAUAAUACAUGCUAUACGUGUGUAAAUAACGCUCAGAAUUGCACUUCUUGUACUGGGAUUUAUUAUUUUUACAAUAAUUAAUGCAUAAUUACAUGUCCAGGUGGGUAUUACAAAGGUAGUAAUAACACUUGCUAAAAAUGUGAUUAGUCUUGCAAAACUUGUGACAAUGGUUCAAACAUGGAUUGUUUGAGCUGUUCUCCUUCUUAUGGAUAUUUGAAGGAUAGACAGUGUAUUUCAUGUCCACCUUAAUUUUAUGGUGAUUCUUAAGACUAAACCUGUAAGCCUUGUAAUUCCAGUUGUUACACUUGUGAUGCCGGGAAUAAUACAGAUUGUUUAUCUUGUGUGACAAAUUACUUAGAAGACAGGUAGUGUAAAGUUAUGUGUAAAGAUGGAUAUUGGGGAAACAGUGCAACUCACACAUGUGAUAAAUGUGAUAAUAAUUGUCUUACCUGCAGUCCAUACGGUCCUGCUAUAGACUGCUAAAGCUGCUCAUCUCCUCUUUUCUUAAAAAAUAAAAGAUGUGUAAAAUCUUGCGAUCCCAUAGGAGAAUAUGGUGAUUAAAAUACAAGGUAAUGUACUGCAUGUGAUACAACUUGCUAUACUUGCAUUUAAAAAACAAAUACUGAUUGUACUUCUUGUACAGGCUCACGAUAUUUUUAUAUUAAUUAAUGUUUGACCACUUGUCCUGGUCCUUCUCAAUAUGGUCUUAAUAACAAAUGUACUAACUCAUGUCCUAGUAACAUGUAUGGAGAUGAUGGCACUAGAUUAUGCACGCUAUGUAACCCAAUUUGUCCCACUUGCUUUGGAUCUUAGACAAGUCAAUGCAAAUCAUGUGCUGUGCCUUAUUAUUUAGAGGGUAGCACAUGCGGACUAACUUGUCCUUCGAAUAAAUAUUAAAAUAACAAUAAUAGAGAAUGUAGUCCUUGUAAUUCAGAGUGCUUAGAGUGUAACGGAGGAACAAACAGCGAUUGUACUAAGUGUGAUCCUGUUAAAUAUUUUGGAUCUAAUAAAUGCUUUACUUCUUGUCCUCCUCCAUAUUUUAGUAGUACAACUACUAUGGAAUGUGUUCUAAAAUGCCCAAAAGGUUACUGGGGAGACACAAAUGAUCCUUAAAGAUUAUGCUAACUGUGCCACCCUUAAUGUGAAGAGUGCUUUGGUGGAACAUUUGAUAAAUGCACUAAAUGCAAGGUUAAUUUUUAUUUGUUCCAAACUACAUGUGAUAGUUGUCCUAUCAACUAUUUCCCUAAUACAUAGACAAGAACUUGUGAUUAGUGUUUUACUACUUGCAAGAGUUGUGAUGGCCCUUCAUCAUCGAAUUGCUUAAGUUGUAAUUCAGAUAGAUACUAUUUGGCAAGUAAAAAAGAAUGUUACGAUAUUUGUCCAAGCCCUUACUUUUCUCAUUUUACAAAGCCAGACUGCCUACUUACUUGUCCUGCUGAUUUUACAAAUUAUUUAUUUGGUAAUCCUAUAACAAGAAAAUGUGAAAAUUGCAAUGAAGCAUGUAUCUAGUGUACUGGCCCAAGCAAUCUUGAUUGUGUUAAAUGUGCAGCAAAAUAUUAUUAUUAUUAACAAAAUAAUAGCUGUUUGUUAACUUGUCCUGAUAAUACAUAUGCGGAUUCAAUUAGCAUGAAAUGUUUAUCUUGCGAUAAAAGUUGUGCUACUUGUAAUGGAGGUACCCAAUUUAAUUGUACUUCAUGUUUGCUACCAUCAGUUCUAUACAGUAAUUAAUGCAUUUAAAAUUGUCCAAACCCACUUUAUAAAGAUGAAGAUUUAAAGUAAUGUGUAGUAGAUUGCACUUCUAAAUUUCCAAAUAAAUAUGCAGAUACUAAAAAUAUGAUCUGCAAAUAUUGUCAUAAGUACUGUAACAAAUGCACAGGACCUUCAAAUACAUAAUGUUAAAAGUGUAAAAGCUCAUAUUUUAAAUACAAUAAUAGUUGUAUUGAAUAAUGUUAGCCUGGAACAUAUCAAGAAACAAAAAAAUAGAGUGAAAAUGAUGAUGAUUGUAAAAAUUGUAGUAGUGAUUGUCAAACAUGUUAUGGGCCUUCUAAUUAAAAUUGUUUAACAUGUAAUUCAUCUUUAUACUCUUUAAAGAAAAACGAUAUCCUAUUUUGCUUAUCAGAUUGCCCUGACUUGUAUGUUAAAAGCAUAUAAAAUAAAUCUUGUUAGGUAUGCCCAUCUUCAACGUAUUUCUUUUAAGGAUAGUGCAAACAGUGUCAUUAUACUUGUGAAACUUGCUCAGGUUCUUUUUAAAAUUAGUGUUUAAGUUGUGCAGAAACAAGAGGGUAAAACUCUUAGAAAACUCCUUAUUAGGGAGUAUGUUCUUGCUAGUCUGGUUACAUAGAAACAUUUGAAAAACUAUGCUAAUAAACUCCAUCUUAAGUCUAAGGUCUUACGGUUACAACUUAUGUGUCUUCAGUAACUGGAACAGUAGGAUCGUUUUUAAUAGGAGUUAUUGGUAGAAAUAUGUUUUUUAUAUAUAAUAUUUUGGAAAUAGCUUAAUUCACUAGCUAUUUUAGAUAUAUCAAUUUUAAUUAUCCUGUAAAUCUGGGAAAUAUUUUUGAUCAUUUUUAUAUAUCCCAAAUAUCAACAGUGUUUGACUUAAAUUCUCAACCUACAGCAAGUGCAGGCUAAAACGAUUAAAAUAAAUAAAGUGGGAAUACUAGAAUUCUUGAAAAUACUAGUUUUGAUGAUUACAGCUUCUUAUUUUAAUUGAAAGGUAAAGUCUUUCCUUUGUGGAAGAGUUUCUUCUUUUUAAUAAUAUUAAAUAUAUUUUCUUGGGUAUUUGUAUUUGGAUUAAACCUUCUUGCAACACAUUGGAAAAUAAAAUACAAUUAAAGUCACUUUUUAGAAAAAUUAAGAACAUGGACAAGCUAUGGAUUACCUAUUUAAAUGUUUUUAAGAACAUAAAUGGAAGCUACAUUAUAUUUUGUUUUAGUAUUUAAAUAUCCUGGUGAAGCUGGAGUUUUAGAUUGGAUAUUUUCUGUAUAUUUCUUAGUCUUAUUAUUAGCUAUUGUUUUUGUUAUGAUCAAUUAAAAUAGAAAAUAAAUUAACUUAGAUGAUUCUGGUGAGCCUGUCAUUUAUUACAAAAAAAUUGUAAAAAGUAAAAUAGCGAAUGGUUAAAUAUUAAAGUAAGAAGAUUCUCAAACGUAUCCUCAUCCUUUUAGAACUCUUUGGCAGUUUACCAAAAAAGAUAAAAUUUCAAGAAAUUAUUUCUUGUUUAACUUAAUUUUUAAAUUAGUAUUAGUAGUAUUAGUUGUAGAGCUUAUUUAAAGUCCUGAUAAAUAAAUAUUAUCAUUUGCUAUUAUAAAAACAAUAUUCUUCAUUUUAAUUGUAUCAAUUAGACCUAUGAUUAGCAUUUGGUAUAAUGCAGUUAUUAUUUUUAAUGAAUUUUUCUAAGCAAUAUGCUGUUAUUUGAUUUAUAUUUGCAUUAAAAUAUAACCAAACAGCUAAAAUUCUUUAGGAUAUUCAAUUCUAGUAAUAUUGUUUUUAUUAUUCCUUGUAAACCUGAUAGGGACAUUAAUUAGUCUAAUUUUUAUAUUGAAAUUGUUGAUUGAUUCAAUUGUUAAGAAAAAAUCUUCUACCACAACUACAACUUAAGUUUAAAUCAAAAAAUAGACAAGGGUAGAAGCCUUAAAUAAAAGCUAAAAGUUAGAUUUAUUUGAGUAUGAGACAAAUAGAAAAGCAAAAAAAGAAUCCUCAAGAAUAUUAGAUAAUUCUUCAACAGUUUAAAUGCAAAAAGAUAAUAAUUAGGAUGAUUUUGAUCUAUCAAGAGUUAACUAAAAUGAUUCGUUUUACUAGUAUGAUGUUGACAAUCCUUUCUAGUUUUUAUAAGUGUAACAAUCUCAAAUUUAAUAAAUAAGAAAGCAUAAAAAAGCAAAAAAAUUUGCAGAUAAUUCAGAGAUUUAAAAUAAUAAAAAGUAAAAUUAAGAAGAUGAGUAUUAUCAAAGUUAACAAAAUUCAAAUGGUAGUAUCUAGAAGCAAAAUAUAAAAGACAAAAACAUAGAUUAGCAAAAUGAUAUUAUAGAUGUUACUAAAUAAAUUAAGGAGAUAAAUGAAAAAGAGAAAAAGUAGUCUAGUCCAGAUAAUAAAAUUAAAGAGUUUACAGAUGAUUUUUAAAUUAUAAAUGAUUAUUCACAAACAAACAAAUAAAAUCUAAGAUAAAAUUAAGAUAUUAAACACUAAACUGAUUUUAAAGGCAAUUAAAUGCCUAAUUCUGAAACACCAGCAACUUAGUUUAUACCCAACACUCCUUCUCCUUUACCUUUUACUUAUAAAAUGUAAAUAGAAGAGAGUAAAUAAUUCAUUACUCCUACUCCAGACAGUUUUGCUAUUUCAAAUAAUUGUUCUCCUUAACUAUUAAAUGAGUAAUUAGGAGAUUUAGAAAUAAAUAAGGAAACAAAAGAUGGCCAGUAAAACUAAAAAUAGAUAAAAUUAAAUCCUAAUAUUUAGAAAAACUCAUAACUAUUAGUAAAAUUUAAUAAAGUUGAAGAGCAAUAGGAUUUUAAUUAAUAAGAAUAAGAAAUAAGUGAUAAAACUUAAUAAGAAUAAACUAAUUUAAAUAUUAUUUCAUUUUUAACCGAAAUAACUGGAUCUAAGAAAAAGAAUAAAAAAGCAAAUCAAAAAUAAGUUUUAAAAUUGUGA
Molecule: messenger RNA, 5883 nt
Organism: Tetrahymena thermophila SB210
Lineage: Eukaryota; Ciliophora; Oligohymenophorea; Hymenostomatida; Tetrahymenidae
Product: transmembrane protein, putative
Exons: 12
Molecular function (GO): protein binding
Source: RefSeq, a predicted model, not a curated record